CUGCUCAUCCAUGAGGUUUCUUGAGUUGUGGAAUCAGAAUCAGGCCCAUAUAAUCACCUCACAAUGCUUACUUCGGUUGUUGCAGCUGUUUUGUCGGCGGCGGCCGCUGCGUCGGCGUGCGUUCCACCAACCGAGCCUCUCUCCAACAAUAUCCCCGAGGGAUUCGGUAUCCAGAUUCAGAAUGCUUCGGUUCCCGUUAUUCACAACCGAUACAUCAACCUUUGGUCGGCGGGCGGUGGCGAUCAGCACCUCUACCUCAGCCCAGCUGGAGAUUCUGCGUUCAACUUGACUCUCGUGAACGGCGUUAUCUCCCGGGGUAUCAUCCACGCAGUCAUCAAUGGAGAGUACACCGCAGAUGACAACACUACCAAGAUGUUCAUGACGCAGCGUGGAGACCCUAAAGCCUUCUUUCAACCAGUCUAUGGAUGCAACCCGGACACGGAUGCCGUUCAGAUCGAAUUGGACUUUGUAUCCAGGGCCUCCUUGCCUGGCGGUUUCAUUUGCUUCCGAAGCGCAUCAGGAGAGAGACAUGAGGCCAGGUAUUCUCCUCCUGGAAACACUGUCUUCAGGGCGGACCGCCCUUGUUUUGAGGUCACGUUGGCUGUUGUUCCCGUUCCUACGGCCUGAAAUGAAUUCAGUUGCCCGAGGGCGAAGGACUUCAAUUUUGGCUCGCAGGUGUAGGCAUCCAUAGGCUUCUGGAAUUUGCAAAAGAUUCAUUUUAUAAUUGUACAACCCGUGUCUCACAGUUGCCAACAAUGAUAUAUAGGUUAGUCUCAGCAAAUUCACCAAAGUGGGGGUUUCUGUAGCUUCUGCAAAGCUCGCGGCUACACAUCCCUCUGUAAUUAAGUUAUUGUAC
Colletotrichum destructivum is the source of this 856-nucleotide messenger RNA. RefSeq lists its product as uncharacterized. Lineage: Eukaryota; Fungi; Ascomycota; Sordariomycetes; Glomerellales; Glomerellaceae. The transcript has 3 exons. The coding region runs from base 64 to 627 and encodes 187 amino acids. The record is from RefSeq and is a predicted model, not a curated record.